AUGCUUUAUUGGUACGGCUUAAAAGCCUCGUGCGUUUACAGCGCAGGAAUCAAUAUUGAAAACUUUAAUUGCCAAUGGUAUUCCAACCGCAAAGCCUGGAUGACAAGCCAGAUUUUCGAGAGAUGGCUUCGAUGGUUUGACAAUGCUAUAAGUGGACGAAAAGUGGUUAUUUUACUUGAUCAUUUUUCUGCUCAUAAAGCUGCUUUCGAACAAAUUGAUGAAGGCCCUUCUCCUUUGAAAAAUACCUUGGUUAUUUGGCUUCCGCCUAAUUCGACAAGCCGUUUUCAACCUCUUGAUCAGGGAAUUAUUCGAACUUGGAAGGCGUACUGGAAACGACCAUGGGUGCGUUUUAUUCUUGAAGAGUAUGAAGAAGGACGAGACCCUUCAAAAUCAAUGCAUGUCCUACAUGUAGUUAGAUGGGGUAUCGAAGCCUGGGAAUUUGAUCUUUCAUCUGAAACAAUCCGCCGAUGCUUUAAUAAAGCUCUUCGUUUUGAGCAAAUACAGCUUCCUGAGAUCACUCCAAUUAUCUCUGAUAUUACUAGGGAUUUUCAAGAGCUUCAGCAUUCAUCAAGGAUCAGAGAUCUUAUGGAUAUCGACGACUUCAUUAAUCCAAGCAAUGAGGUUGUACAAGAUAAUAUCCAUGGGAUAGAUGAUCUAAUUCUUUCCCAAUUUCAACCUGAGAUUGAGCAUGAAGAGGAUGAAAUCAUUCAAGAAUUACCCUCUAUAUCAAUCAAGGAAGCUAUUGACGCAUUGGAAAGGCUUCGUUUGUACGAAGAGCAGCAACCUCAGGGUAGUUCUUCAUUUCUGCGAGAGCUUUGUAAACAUGAGUGGUGA
This is a messenger RNA of Penicillium argentinense, 834 nucleotides long. RefSeq lists its product as uncharacterized. The transcript has a single exon. The record is from RefSeq and is a predicted model, not a curated record. Gene Ontology annotation, cellular component: nucleus. Gene Ontology annotation, molecular function: DNA binding. The coding region runs from base 1 to 834 and encodes 277 amino acids. NCBI's taxonomy places the organism in Eukaryota, Fungi, Ascomycota, Eurotiomycetes, Eurotiales, Aspergillaceae.